This is a messenger RNA of Penaeus monodon (black tiger shrimp), 1561 nucleotides long. Its product is annotated as venom protease-like. The record is from RefSeq and is a predicted model, not a curated record. Gene Ontology annotation, biological process: proteolysis. Lineage: Eukaryota; Metazoa; Arthropoda; Malacostraca; Decapoda; Penaeidae. Gene Ontology annotation, molecular function: serine-type endopeptidase activity.
GCGGCAAACCUGAAAACGCUGAUCCACGAAAAUAUUAGUCCACGGCCAGUCACACGGCGGGACUGGCAGAGUCAUCAUGUCGAUCGGUUACAGAGUGCUUUCGCUCCUUGUCAUCGUCGCUGGGUCGACGGUGACCUUCUCUGCAGCACAAGGCCUCGGCCAAGACUGUACGCUGUUGUCUGGAGGUCCUGGCGUGUGUCGGAAGAUCACUGAGUGUCCGGAAGUAGCUCAGUUUGCCCACAGGCGUGAAGUAAAAUACUGCGGUACACGUGGUCGACUCGCCAUCGUCUGUUGUCCUCUAGAUUCCACCUCAUGUCCCAGCACAGGGAAUAAUGACGGCAUCGCUGCGCCGGUAGUCAAUUUCGAGUGCGGACGCCAAGCCACGAGGACCAUACCGCUCUUCGGUCCGUCCCGCCGCCGUCGCCAGAGUCUAUUCGGCCAAAGCAUCGGCAUCGGGGCCUCAGUAAGCACUGCGGCGGCGGUUGGCGGGGUUACGGCCAAGAUCAGCGCCUGGCCGUGGAUGGCUCUUCUCGGUGAACUGGACAGCACCAAGACUCCAGACUGGUUCUGUGCAGGCUCCCUGAUCAACGACCAAUGGAUCCUCACUGCUGCUCACUGCCUGGAUUCCAGAACACCAGACAUCGUACGACUCGGAGAACACGACUACGAGAACCCGAGCGAGACCAACCACGAGGACUACGGAAUCAGCCAAAUGGUCGUCUAUCCUCACUACAUCCCAGAACAAGCUUACCACGACCUCGCACUCAUCAAACUUAACAAGAAGGUUCAGAUAAAGGACUUCAUCCGACCUGUGUGCCUGCCGUGGAACCAGAGAAGCCCCUCUCACCUCCUGAACAGUGAAGUCACUGUCACAGGCUGGGGACAGACUCAGUCAGGCGGCCACAGGAGUUCGACGCUGCAGGAAGUUCAGGUGAAGGUGUUCCCCUCGUCCACCUGCCACUCACAAUAUAAGGAACUGGCGUUCUUCAAUAGAGUUUGGCCCUCUGGAAUCGCCGGAGAGACCAUGUGUGCUGGCACUACUGCAGGAGGCAAAGACGCUUGUCAGGGUGACUCUGGCGGUCCGGCUGUGCACUUGAGCUGCAAACGAUACACACUGGCGGGGGUCAUCUCCAAGGGCUUCGGCUGUGGCCUUCGGGAUUUCGCCGGCCUCUACGUCAACGUCCGGCAACUCUUCUAUCUCCAGUGGAUCAAACAGACUGCAUUUUGAGGACAGUUAUGCAGAUGCUCAUGAAUGGUGCUACGGAUUCUUGGCAAUGCUUUUGAUUCUACUUUGAAAACACUUUAUAUAAGAAUUAAAGCUGGCUUUAACAAAAAGUUUAUAGAAUUGAAAAAAAAGUCUUUGAUGCAUAUACAUUUAACUGUUAUUGAGAAUCUCUAAAAUUCUUUUGUACCGUUGUUAAUUAUUGUUCAUCUUCAGAUUAAUAAUAAAAGAAAUGGUUCUAUCAUUACAGAUUGCGUUUAUUAAAAUAAAAUAAAAUAUAAUGAAUGUAUCACUUAUACAAAACAUAUUUGGAUUACGAACAUGGUAAUACAAUGAGAG